UUCAGAAGACAAGACCCAAGUGAUGAGAGAUCUAUACCACAUAAUGACCGUGUACCUGUUAGGGACAUCGAAUAACUCUGAGGAUACUAAGUUUCUCAGGACAGACGCAUCUUUGCAGAUUGAAUUGCAGAACAGCCAACAGAUCCAGGGAGAAUUGUAGCCCCCACAAAUCUCAUUGGUCCCUGGCACAAGCCAAACCACCACCACUCCUGUAACACAAACGGUGUCCCUUCGGCAAGCACCACCCGGGACAGGUUCCCUCACCGCGGGGUCCGUCCCUCUGCAGUGAGCUGACUCCGGCGCAGCCUGCAUCAGUCGGUGCAGCACCCGACACCAAGUCCUCGCCAGCGCGCACCGCACACGCGCUCCCUCUCUCCUCCCUCUCCGUCCCCCGCCCCUAGCUCACCCCGGCCGGCUCCAGCGGCGACUUUGAGGGAUUCCCUCUCGGAGGGCCACUGCAGCAGCACAUCUGGCCUCCUUCGCUGCACUGCAAGUAUGGAUCUCCGAAGAAGAGCCGUUCCCAGCGUGGAGACACUUCGAGUUCUCCUGGUGCUGUUCCAUACAGCGGCUCAAAUCAUGGCAGAACAAGAAGUGGAAAAUCUCUCAGGCCUUUCCACUAACCCUGAAAAAGAUAUAUUUGUGGUGCGGGAAAAUGGGACGACGUGUCUCAUGGCGGAGUUUGCAGCCAAAUUUAUUGUACCUUAUGAUGUGUGGGCCAGCAAUUAUGUAGAUCUGAUCACAGAACAGGCUGAUAUCGCAUUGACCCGGGGGGCUGAGGUGAAGGGCCGCUGUGGCCACAACGAGUCGGAGCUGCAAGUGUUCUGGGUGGAACGAGCCUAUGCACUCAAAAUGCUCUUUGUGAAGGAAAGCCACAACGAGUCCAAGGGGCCCGAGGCGACGUGGAGGCUAAGCAAAGUGCAGUUCGUCUACGACUCCUCGGAGAAGACCCAUUUUAAAGACGCAGUCAGCCCGGGGAAGCACACGGCCAACUCGCACCGCCUCUCCGCCUUGGUCACCCCAGCUGGGAAGUCGUACGAGUGUCAGGCUCAGCAGACCAUCUCACUGGCUUCCAGCGACCCGCAGAAGACGGUCACAAUGAUCCUGUCUGCCGUCCACAUCCAGCCCUUUGACAUCGUCUCGGAUUUCGUCUAUAGUGAAGAGCAUAAAUGCCCAGUGGACGAGCGCGAGCAGUUGGAGGAAACCUUGCCCCUGAUUCUGGGGCUCAUCCUGGGCCUGGUCAUUGUGGUGACUCUUGCAAUUUACCACGUCCACCACAAAAUGACUGCCAACCAGGUGCAGAUUCCCAGGGACCGAUCCCAAUAUAAGCACAUGGGCUAGGGCCCCUAGGCAGGCGGCCCCCACCCCCAAACUGGAUCAGGUAAAGAAACAAAUGCACUUUUCCACCUUGCACUUGAGGAUACACCAACAUAGCUACAUUCGAACAGGCCUGGGUAUUUGAGGCUUGCUUGGCCGGCAUCCAUGCUUAAACCCAGGGAUGGGGGAUUCUUUUGGAUUCAUGGGGUGAAGGAUAGUUGCUUUCUCUCCCUGCUAGGGUGUGGUGAGGGAGGGUGUCAGCUAGCUUUCAUGCUCCUGGCAACUUGGCUUUGCCUCUCCAAGAAGCGACACACACAUCCUUGGAGGUGUAUCUGGCCCGGAAGUUUAGGGAUUGGGAACACAUUUCUUGUGGGAGGAAAUCCCUUUAUGUUCAGAAGAAGGGGGGAUGCUUUGCUCCUCUGGACACAGCUGGCUUGCCCUACACAGUUGUCAAUGCCCUCAAAAUACAGCCUCAUGCUCCCUGCAGCAAGACCCCUGAAAGUGAUCCAUGCUUCUAGCUGGUGUUUUGCAUGUCUAGUGAUUGUCUUGGGAAUGUUUCACUGCUAUCUGCCCCCACUGACUUUGCAGUACAAGAACCCAUUUAAUAUAACUAUGCAGAGUUGUUUGAACUCCAUAAUGUGUCAGGUCCAACUAAGGGAACCUGAAGAAUCAAUUUAUGUGAGUUUGUUUUUCAAAAUGAAUUAAAAUACACUACCGUCUGA
Messenger RNA from Choloepus didactylus (southern two-toed sloth), 2036 nucleotides. RefSeq names its product lysosomal associated membrane protein family member 5 (gene LAMP5). The record is from RefSeq and is a predicted model, not a curated record. Lineage: Eukaryota; Metazoa; Chordata; Mammalia; Pilosa; Megalonychidae. The coding region runs from base 496 to 1338 and encodes 280 amino acids. The transcript is spliced from 6 exons. Gene Ontology annotation, cellular component: membrane.